AUGGAACUGAGGCUUCCUCAAUAUACCUAAUUUUUUAUAACUAUCAACAGUAUGGUGAGUGACAUGGUUAUUAAUAAACAGUAAAAAACUGAAUUAGAAUAAGGCAUUUUAAGAAAAGAGAAAAACCUAAUGGAGAUUGUUAGCAAAUACGGGAGUAAAGACAUGGAAUAAUAAUUUCGUGAUAGAUUAGUUUAGUAUUCAAACCACAGAUAGAACAAAGUCUUAUUACCUCAUAUCAAAAUUUUAGAUAAAAACUAAAGUAACAAAUUUAGUGUUAGCGCCCGACAAAUUUAAUUUUAGUAAGAAUAUACAAUAGAAGAGACCAAAUAAGAAUCAUUAUGUCCCUUUAUUCUGCAACUGAUUGAGUAGCUAGACACAAUGCUCUCAAUACAUACGACAAACGGAGGACAUUUAAUUCCUACUGAUGUGUAGAAGUUAUCCAAAUUAAGGGACUAAAUUAACUAGAAUUUGGGAAUCCAAUACGAAUAAGAAUUAGAUAAUGAAUCAUCUGUAAGUUAUAGAAAUGCUAGUGAUUGUGGUAGAGUAAUAUAGGAGUAUUAAGAUGAAAAAUCUGAUUAAGUAGAUACUAGUGUUCAGUUAAAAUGUAAAUAUUAUAUUCAAAUAAUGAAUUAAAUUAAAUAAACUUAUGCUUAAUUAAAAAGUCUAUUUUUGGGUAGUUUACAUACACUUUAUUUACUUAUGUAAGAGGAAUUGUCCUACAAUAACUUAGUAAACGUUGUUAAGUCACUAAUUAAAGAAUUGACAGAUUCAGAAGAGAUAUACUUUUUGAUUAAAAGAAAUGAGGAGUGGGAUUUUUAUUCCACAGAAAAAGACUCUAUCAAAUAGAUCGAGAAGGAGAAGCAGUAAGUAUUCUUCUUGAAUUUUUCACACUUGAAACCGAAUAUUAUUUAUAAUUUUAAGAAUAAUGAAAAUCAAACUGAAUAAUUAAAACAAGUAUUGGAUUUGAAUUCUUAGUUUACUGAACUUUCAUUAAUAAGAUUCAUCAAUCAGAAUAAAUAAGAAACAUUUUUCUUUUUCUAUUGGAAUAAACCAUGUAGAAAUAAAUUGUUGAGAAGAUUUAUCAAUGAGGCCAACGAAUACAGAUUCAAAGACGAAGUCUUAUGCUUAACUAAUUUCUUGAUUGAUGUAAUUUUGCAAGCCAGAGUGCAAUAUUUUAAUCCAGUGUAAUUUGCAGAUUAGAUUUUCGACAUAGUUUUAAGUUUUGUUGAAUCGUCUAAAUAUAUCCUAUUUGAUGAAAUAUUUAGGGCUUUGAAUCCUUAUUUUAAAAUCAAGAAGGAUCAUGUUUCAUCUGAGAAUGGUCGAUAGAAUGUACACUCGGAUAAUUCUGUAAGAAUUGAAAUGGAAUGCAGGAAUCCUAUUGCAUUAAUUUUGGAAGAGUUCUAUCUUACCAGACAGGAUCAUUAAUACAUUUACACAGGAAUAUUGAAUUUGAAAUCAAAGUAUUUGAGACAUUUGAGAUUGUGUCAUGAGAAAAUUGCAUACUACAAGUACUUUUUAAGAUCUUCAGAUACUAUUCUAUUUGAUUUUGAUAAAAAUGGAAGACUUCUAUUUUUGAAUCAUUAUAUCUGGGAGACUCUCAAAUCGAAAUACAAUAUUUAAUUUACUCCAGAUCAGAGGACUCCAUACUAUAAAGAGUUGUUUUUGGAUAAAAGAAUAUUAAAGCACAUAGACCUGGAUGUAUUUACAAUGAAAAGGAAGAAUGAGUACAUUUAGACUGAGGAUUUUGAAAUAUUCCUGAAGGUGGUUGAUCAAGUUUAUAAAGGAUUCGUGAUAAUAUUCCAUCUAUAAGAAGGAUCUAGGAUGACCGAAUACAUUAAGAAUUUGAAUGAUGAAGAGCAGCAUUUGGAGGAUGAAAUCAAAUAGUAAAUUCAACGCUCAUACAACAAGCAUUAAACAUUUAAGUUCAUUUCCCAAUUACAAAAAUCAAAUCCGAGUGUUAAAAAUUCAUACAUUUCUUUGUUUAUACCAGAGGAAUAAAAAUCUUUGGAUAAUUUAGAACAAUAAUAUGAAACCAAUAAUUCAUUUUAGUCCUUUGCAUCCAAGAAGCCAAGGUUGAGUAUUCAAAUGUUGAGCAAAACAAUCAAGGCAUUUCGUUAGUAAGCAGCUAAAUUGCGUAUAAAGUCCAUAGAAUCAGCAUUGGAAAUUGAGGAGGAUGAUGAUUUGGAUAGUUUACAUUAAGAUGGGACAAUUGAUAAAUUAGAAUUUAAUAUUUUCUCUUAUAAGGACAAUAUGAAAACAAAACUAGUGUAUCAUAUUAUUAAGAAGAAUGAUUGGAUUGAGAAUUACGAUAUGAAUAGGGAUGUUCUAAUGAAAUUUAUUAAGGAGGUCGAGAGAAAAUACAACAAAAGGAAGAAUCCAUUUCAUAAUUUUGAUCAUGGCAUUACGGUGAUGCAGAGUUGUAAUUUCUUAUGUUCUUUGCCAAGAGCACAUGAAUAUAUAAGUGAGAUUGUGUAUUUUGCAACUGUGAUUUCAGGGUUAUGUCAUGACAUUUCUCAUACAGGAAGGACGAAUCAAUUUGAAAUCAAUAGCAAAAGCAAAUUGGCUACAAGAUACUUGGACAAGAGUCCAUUGGAAAAUCAUCAUGCCGCAGUCACUUUGAAAUUGUUGAAAUAGGAUAAGUACAAUAUAUUAUAGGGGUUGAAUGCUGAGGAUUUGGCAAUUUUCAGAUAGACUCUUAUCGAGAACAUUCUAUUCACAGAUAUUAAAUAACAUUUUGGAUUAAUAAAGGAUUUUGAGUAAAGAGUGAAGGAAGGCAAGGAAAAUUAGGAGAGAGUGUUUGGAUAGGUGGAUGGGGAUGUAAAGUUGUUCACAGGAAUGAUUGUUCAUACUUCUGAUUUUAGUGGUGCUGCAAAGGUGUUUGAAUUGUCGAAGGCUUGGUCAGAGAAAGUCAAUAUGGAGUUUUAGGCAUAAUUCGAUGAGGAGGGAACUCGCAAGCUCAUCUCAACACCAUUUAUGAAGGACUUAGACAAGUAAGAAAUAAUGGCAAAGAAUGAAAUGGGAUUUUUUAAAGUUAUUGUAAGACCGUUAUGGGCUAGUUUAAAUGAAUUUUAUGGUAAACAAUUACAGAAUGUUAUUGACAAUGUAGAGAACACUAUAAUUAAUUGGGAGAAGAUCUAUCACACAUACAAUGAACAAGCGAAAUAGGGUUGA
Molecule: messenger RNA, 3171 nt
Organism: Paramecium tetraurelia
Lineage: Eukaryota; Ciliophora; Oligohymenophorea; Peniculida; Parameciidae
Exons: 8
Biological process (GO): signal transduction
Molecular function (GO): 3',5'-cyclic-nucleotide phosphodiesterase activity
Source: RefSeq, a predicted model, not a curated record